This is a messenger RNA of Aspergillus alliaceus, 2437 nucleotides long. RefSeq names its product putative C6 transcription factor. Gene Ontology annotation, cellular component: nucleus. Gene Ontology annotation, biological process: DNA-templated transcription. Gene Ontology annotation, molecular function: zinc ion binding; DNA-binding transcription factor activity, RNA polymerase II-specific; DNA binding. Lineage: Eukaryota; Fungi; Ascomycota; Eurotiomycetes; Eurotiales; Aspergillaceae. Bases 275 to 2356 code for a protein of 693 amino acids. The record is from RefSeq and is a predicted model, not a curated record. The transcript has 5 exons.
AUUGAGUCACAGGAAACAGAUUCGUGGACUAUGAGGGGCUUCGCGCGACUUCGCGACUAACAUCAUUUGGCUCAAUGUCGCUUGCAUGGACCCUAUGACCAAAAUCGCUAAGUGCACCAGCCCUUACAGUAUCUUCACUCCGCCUGCACCUCCAGCGCCAAUAUCUUGACAGCCUCGGUGAACUUGCUGGCAGCGCACACGACUCUCAAUUGAGGACUCUAAGGCUUAAUGCUCGCUGACUUGACGGAAAUAAUCAAUUCAUUCAAGGUUCAUCAUGCCACCUGCGACUGCGCAGAGUAGUUCGGCUACUCAAAAGCUUGUGACCCCGGGGUUUAACGCCGGCGCAAGACCGUACAGGUCUCACAAAGUCAGGGCUUGUGACUUGUGUAGGAAGCGCAAGUCUCGAUGUACGGUGGAUAUCCCAGGCCAAUCGUGCCUUCUGUGUCGAGUUCAAGGGGCAGACUGCCAUUACCAAGAGGAAUCCAAUCACGAUCCGUCCAUUGCUAAUGCCCCCGAUCCCAAGAGAUGGUCCGUUGAUGAUACCGGGGAAAGCAUGUCAUCUGGCCAGAAGCGUAAGCGUACCCCCCACAGCGAUUCACCUCCCAGUUCCAAUCGUCCACGGGAAAGUAUUUCCACCUUACCCCGCGCGAAUUCCGCAGUGGACAACCGCGGUAGCGAACCCAGACGGCAAGGCCUUGAAGAUCCCCAUAAUGAAUCCGUUCAUAUUGUCGGCCCUGUUGUUGCGGAUGACGCUCAGGUAAUUGAGAGCUUCAUGCCGCCAGAGCAUUCCAACAAGAACGAGGACCCCAACAGUCAUCCAUACAACGUCUAUUCGAAUGAUCCGAGAAAACCAAUCCUCUAUACAACUAUUUCUAGACGGAGGCAGGGUAUGCGAGUCGGCAUUCCACCUGGAGAAAACCAGAAGGAAAUCCUUGAGCAGAUCCUUGGGCCUUUUAGGCAUGAUUUAGUUAGGCUCUUUAUAGACAGGUUUAACAUAGCAUUUCCGAUCUUUGAUGGUGAAAGCUUCUGGGAAGCAUACAUUUCGGAGGUCCCAGGCGAACCACCAGCGGCUCUUGUAUGCCAGGUCUAUUCCAUGUCCCUUGUCUACUGGAAGCAUGUGGCGAAGCUUGCCAGCCACCCUAAACCAGAUGUCCGGUAUGCGGUCAACAUGACUGUAGCCGCUCUCCAUGAGGAAUUUUCUGCCCCGGGACUAUCGACCAUAAGUGCUGCUCUGAUUGACCUGACUGGAAGACCUAUCUUUUCCAUGACCGGCAACGCAAUCAGUUGCGGUCGAAUGAUAUCUCUUGCCCACUGCCUUGGUCUGAAUCGUGAUCCCAGUCACUGGAAGGUGUCUCGGCGGGAGAAGGAUCACCGUAUACGAUUAUGGUGGGGUGUUGUAAUACAUGAUCGCUGGGGGAGCUUUGGUCACGGUGUGCCUCCUCAAAUCGCCAAGAAUCAAUACGACGUCCCACUCCCCACCAUCGAUGGGUUGUUACCACAAAAUGGUCGCACUACUGAACGCGUGAGGGCCGCUCAUUGCCAUGUUGCGUUAUGUCGCUUGACAGAGAUCCUCGGCGAGCUGAUGCCUCUUGUGUACGGCUUACAACACCGGUUAUCACGCGAGACUUCCAAAAGAUUAAGACAAAUCCGCACUGAUCUUGACAUGUGGGAGGAUUCUCUCCCUGACUGGUUGAGAUCACCUUUGAACACUGGGUCGGAGGAACGUAUCUCAGGGACGAGCAGCUUACAGCUGGCCUUCCUGGCUGUCAAGAUGCUUGUAAGCCGGGUAGAGCUAAAAGAGGUAAACAGUGCGGAUACCGACAACCCGGAGGCCCGGCGCUAUUUCCAGACAGAAUGCCGACGUUCCGCUGAAGAAAUUGUACAAUUCAUCUCUUCACUCCGCAAAGAAAACUUCCAAGAAUUCUGGCUGCCAUAUAGCGCCUUCCACCUCACAUCUACCGCCACUCUUCUCGUCCGCUGCGCUUUGGAGACCACGGAUACAGAUGUAGCUCGCUCUUGUAUCAACAACGUGGAAAUGUUCCGAAGCAUUUUACGCCGUGUCAGAGAAGAGGAGGACUGGGACGUAGCGGAUAUGUGUCUAGAUCACUGCGAUCGGAUCCUCAACAGACUCCCUGGAAACGGAAGCACCCCUGACCUCAACUUCAGUGGUGUCGUGCAGCCCGAUAAUCGCCUGGUGAAUCCCGCUGCCAUAUCGCUUCCCGAGACACAGACCAAUAAUGAUAUCGUUGAUGAUAUGAUGUCUAUCUCAGGGACGUUUGGUACGAUGGACGGUUUUCCGUUUGAUAUGACGGGUAUCUGGGAUGUCUCUGUCUUCCAGGAUGUGAAUUUAACAUGAUGUACGAUCCCAGAAAGAUAAGCCUGGAGGAUUUCUCUUUCAAUUAUACCCAGUGUACUUCAUAUAUAUAUAUUCUGUUUU